Oncorhynchus nerka (sockeye salmon) is the source of this 3632-nucleotide messenger RNA. Its product is annotated as FYVE and coiled-coil domain-containing protein 1-like. Gene Ontology annotation, biological process: plus-end-directed vesicle transport along microtubule; positive regulation of autophagosome maturation. The transcript is spliced from 19 exons. Gene Ontology annotation, molecular function: metal ion binding. The coding region runs from base 142 to 3612 and encodes 1156 amino acids. The record is from RefSeq and is a predicted model, not a curated record. Gene Ontology annotation, cellular component: autophagosome; lysosome; late endosome. Lineage: Eukaryota; Metazoa; Chordata; Actinopteri; Salmoniformes; Salmonidae.
GUGUCAAUCAUUAUGAAUGCCCAGCCUUAACGGUAGCAAGUUCACUCCUGCUGUAAACUCGGGAACUGCCUGAGAAUCUCUACAAUCGGUUGCAGACUCCUUGACCCCCCCAUCCUUGCUACUGAUCUCAGCACCACCAUCAUGUGUAACAAGACAUCAGUAGGAGAGAACCAACUCCAGAGGAUUAUCAGAGAUCUACACGAAGCAGUGACUGAGCUGAGUAAGGAACACAGAGAGACGGGUGAACCAAUCACAGACGACAGCCCCAACCUGCAUAAACUGUCCUACAAACUAGAGUACCUGCUACAGUUUGACCAGAAGGAGAAGGCAGAUUUCCUAGGCAGCAGGAAGGAGUACUGGGAUUACUUCAGACAGUGUCUUGCCAAGACCAGAGGAGUUAAUGACGGCCUGCGGUUUGUCAAGGCUAUACCAGAGUUAAAGACGUCCCUGGGUAAAGGUCGAGCGUUUCUCCGCUAUUCUCUGGUCCAUCAGCGUCUGGCUGAUACCCUACAACAGUGUCUACUCAACCACAAGGUUACCAGUGAGUGGUACUUUGCUCGCAGUCCCUUCCUGAAGUCUCACCUCAGCAGUGACAUCAUCAGUCACCUGUAUGUUCUCAACGAGGUCCAGUUUGACGUGGCAUCCAGAGGUCACGACCUCGAUGCUGAUUGGCCCACAUUCGCCAGGAGGACUCUGGGGUCUAACUCCGCCCACCUCUGGAAACCUCCCAGUCGCUGUUCCAGUGUCAACAGCCUGGUCAGCUACUCAGGGUUGCAGGAGUUCAAAGCUCAAGAAUACGGUUCCAGUUUGCUGGCUGACCUGGGGGAGGAGUUAGGGGAGCUGGGGGAGGAGCUACAUGGAGUCUCCACCCCCUGCACUGCCGCAGACGACCUACGCUUCCUGGUUAACCAUUCAGAGCUCAGACAGAAGGAGCUGCUGCACCAAUCAGAGGCGAGCCAGGCGAAAUUGUUACAGAGAGUCAGAGAGCUAGACCAGGAGGCAGAGGGGCUGAGGAACGAGGUCAGAGAGCUGCAGGGGAAGCUAUUGGCUCACAACCAGGAAGCUGUGACAGCCAACCUCAACAACAUGGAUCUGUUGUCUAAACUAGACAGCCAGGAGAAGGAGAGGGACUCAACGCUACAACAGACCCAGGUUCUGCAGGAGGGAGAGGAGAGGGUCUCAACGCUACAACAGACCCAGGUUUUGCAGGAGGAGGAGAGGAAGGUGCAGGAGAAGAGGGAGAUGCAGGAGGAGAAGGAGGGAGAGGAGAGGAAGGAGAAGAGGGAGGUGCAGGAGGAGAGGGAGGUGCAGGAGUGGAAGGCGAUGGAGAAGCAGCUUCAGGAGUUGAGGAAGGAGCUGAGGUCCAGGGACAGAGAACUGACGGAGAGUAGAGAAAAGAUCAGACAAUUGGAGGAGGAGAACACUGACAGACUGACUGGGGCGGGGCAGGAGAGAGAGAAGCGAGAGAUGGAUGGAGAGAAGGAGAAGCUAGGGACAGAGAAAGAGACUGCAGAAUGUUCUCAUAGUAAUCUACAUAAGGCUGGUUCAGCAGAGGGACUGUCUAUGGAGAAGAACCAGCAUCUUUCCUCUAAGUCUGAGCCCCAGACGCAGGACCUCUCCCCCUGUCCCCAGACCCAGCAGCUCCUCCACCCGGCUGCAGCGGAGCCAGGGGAAGUGCUACGGCUGCAGACAGAGGUUGUGGAGCUGAGAGCCCGGCUGCAGCUGGGAGCAGAGCUGCAGAUAAGGAGUCAGGUGGAGGGGCUCAACAGACAGCAGGUAGAGGAGCUGCUGCUGGCCCAGGAGAGGGAGGAGGCUCUGGGACAGGAGCAGCGCCGCAAGGCUCAGGCUUCACAAGGCCUAGUCCUGGAGCUGGCCUCCGCCAGGGAGGAACUCCACAGCCUGAAGACUCGCUACGAGAGUCUGGCCCUGGAGCAUGGAGACAUCCGGGAGGCCCUGGACCACGCCAACAGAGAGACAGCAGAGCUCGGGGUCCACAUAUGCAGGCUCACUGCCCAGAAUGAGGAAGCGCGAGAGCGAUGGGAGGUGCUGUCCAACAGGUUUCAGGAGGAGCUGAACACCAGUAUGACCUCCCUGCAGCAGGAAAACCUCGGCCUGCAGGAGCAGCUGCUGAAGGAGCGGGAGGAGAAGGGGAGGCUGGGGAAAGAAGAGCAAGGAAGGGUCAGGGCUCAGAAGGAGGCACAGCAGGAGGAGAUCCAGGCGCUCCGCUAUCAGCUCAGCAACCAGACCAUAAACCACCAGACAGAGUUACAGAUUCUGUCUGAAGAGCUGAAGACUGUGAGGUCUGAAGUGGAGGUGGAACAGGAGAAUAAUUUAUACCUGAAGACCAAACUGAGGGGGGUGGAGAGUGACAAGCAGGACUACCAUCAACCUCUAGAGGACAACACCAGUUGGAUCGCCUCAUCACAGAAGCUAAUACAACAGAGAGAGGAGGAGAUGCAACACAACCUCACCAGGAGUGAAGAGAGCCUGGUUGUGUCUCAGAGGUCCUGUGAGGAGCUGAGGGAGGGACUACGGAAAGCCUGUCAGGACAAACAGAGCUAUGAGCUCCGGACCUCAGCUGAACUGGACGACCUCUACCGCACCAAAAUCAAUCUGGAGGAAAGACUCAUAGAACUCAUCAGGGAGAAGGAUGCCUUGUGGCAGAAGUCUGAUGCUCUGGAGUUUGAGCAGAAGUUGAGAGCAGAAGAGCAGACAAAGAGAGAUACCUGUAGCAAUACCUCUCACUGUCUCUCCUGCAGCAGUCCAUUCAGCUGGUGGCUUCACAGACACACCUGCAGACUGUGUGGCCAUGGGUUCUGCUACUACUGCUGCAGUAACACCGUCAGCCUGAUGGAGGGGGGCGCCAGAGAGCGCUGCUGCUCAGUCUGCUACAGCCAGCACAGUGCUGUGGUAGAGCGCCAUCCUCAGGAAGAGACCUGUACUGCACCACACACACCCUUCAACCCUCUGCCCCAACCUGACCUGGCUGUGCCAAGGGCAGAUGAUGGUGCAUAUGGCAUCAUAACAGAAGAGGAAGUUAAUUAUGUUUCCAACAGUGACUCUCUCUCCUUCACUGCCUGCUCUCCUCACACCAACCCCCAGGGGGCAGCAGAGCUCAACGGUGGUGCCAGUACAGCAGAAACCACAUCAGAGGACCUACCUGACCAGACUGGAGCUGUUCAGGAUGCAGAGAUCUGUCUGCUGAGGAGUGGAGAACUCACGUUGCGUGUUCCGUUCAGUGUGGAGGAGAUCAGUGUAUUUGGUGACGGUCUGAGGGAGCUGUUCAUCAGGUCUGGUUGUUACAGCUCCAUCCCCAUUACUGGGUCUACCCUUGGUGCUACCAUACACUGGCUGUUCACCUCACAACCCAAGAGCAUCUCAUUUAGUGUGCUGUACAGAGAGGACACACACACACCUCUGGAGGAGGCUAAGGUACUGAUCCCUCUGACUCGUUGUCAAUCCCACAAAGAGACCAUGACAGGAGAGCUGAUAGUCAGGAACACUGGAGAAUACACACUCAUCUUUGACAACUCCUUCUCCAGGUUCAUCUCUAAGAAGGUGUUGUAUCGUCUGAGUGUUGAGCAGCCAGUGGUCUACGAUGGAACACAUUGACUGUCUGGAGAGGAGAAGAC